AAAAACUCAAAAAAGAACCCUUUAAUUGCGGUCUCAAAACUUUUCCCCUUGUGGUUAUGUAUGGCCUUUACAAAAUUUUUAUCUUUUCCCUCACUCUUCUCAUACAUGGUCCAAAAUUCAGCUUCUGGGCAGCUCUAUGUCUAUUCUGUUGUUUCAAUUCUCUCUCUAGUUUCGGUAGAGAGAGAAAAUUGGAAUGAUGGGAGGUUGAAUUUUAGGAGCAAAGCAUGAGUUGGAGCAAUUAUUUGAUUCCCAUUUCUUCAUUUGCUUUCCCUUUUUCUUUCGGUUAAAAAGGGAGGAAAUAUCUCUAGUUUGAUUUUGGACCCUGAUGAGAUUAAGGCGUCGACAAUGCAUUCCUUCUUGCGCUUCUCUUCGCAGGGUUGAUGAGGAUGAAGUUUAUUGGAGACAAAAGAAGGAUGAUGACGAGUUGGAAUGGUCGCAUAAUUCCACUCACGUAAUAUCACAGUUAGCUCAAUGUUUUUCUAAUGCUAUGGUUGGAUCACGAUCAUGGGUGAUAGGAUUUUUUAACCGUUAUGGCAAUAAACGAAGUGGAAACGACAAAUAUCUUGAUUAUCCUUUGAGUCCUCUUCAGCCUAAUGGAACUUACCAUAGGUUGUUAACUUCUUUGCAGGAACAACGACUCCAAAGGCUUCAAGAUCGGCUACAAGUACCCUUUGAUGAGACUCGCACUGAUCAUCAAGAAUCUCUGAGGGCAUUGUGGCAUGCUGCCUUUCCCAAUAUUGUUCUUAGAGGCCUGAUUUCUGAGCAAUGGAAAGAUAUGGGGUGGCAAGGUCCUAAUCCAUCAACUGACUUCAGGGGUUGUGGUUUUGUUUCACUCGAGAAUUUGCUGUUUUUCGCAAGGACUUAUCCGGCUUCUUUUCAUAGGUUACUCUUCAAGCAAGAUGGGGAUCGAGCAACCUGGGAAUACCCGUUUGCUGUUGCUGGCAUUAAUGUAUCAUUUAUGUUAAUUCAGAUGUUGGAUUUAUGUUCAGCAAAGCCAAAAUGCCUUCCUGGAAUCAAUUUUGUCAAGUUGCUGGGAGAGGAUGAAGAAGCUUUUGAUGUCCUAUACUGUAUAGCUUUCGAGAUGAUGGAUGCUCAAUGGCUUGCCAUGCAUGCUUCCUACAUGGAAUUCAAUGAGGUCCUACAAGUAACAAGAACACAAUUGGAGAGAGAGCUGUCUUUAGAAGACGUUCACCGGAUACAAGAUCUACCAGCUUACAACCUGUUGUACCAGUAGCUUGGCUUUCAGCUCAUCUUCAUAAAUCCAUAACCUUGUUCAACAUUGUUGCAGUGAAUGAGGGACUUCCCAACCAACAUAGAGGGAUUUGUAGAGAGCUGGAUCAUGAACAGGAGAGAGUGUCUGGUUCAGGGCUUUGAAUGGCAUAUGCCCAUUUUUGUUUAGUUGUUUUUUAGCUGAAAUUUGUAUACUAGAAUGGAGUCUUGUUCAAGGCAAAUAGCAUUGAGGCUGGAUUUGAUGAUGAACCUUGUAGAAUUGUUGAUGGACGGUAGUUGAGUUGAGCUAUCAAAAUGAUAGAUUAAAUUCCUCCCAA
Molecule: messenger RNA, 1547 nt
Organism: Vitis riparia (riverbank grape)
Lineage: Eukaryota; Viridiplantae; Streptophyta; Magnoliopsida; Vitales; Vitaceae
Product: ELMO domain-containing protein A
Exons: 10
Coding region: 326-1234 (302 amino acids)
Source: RefSeq, a predicted model, not a curated record